Molecule: messenger RNA, 6292 nt
Organism: Phycodurus eques (leafy seadragon)
Lineage: Eukaryota; Metazoa; Chordata; Actinopteri; Syngnathiformes; Syngnathidae
Gene: znf280d
Product: zinc finger protein 280D
Exons: 19
Coding region: 99-2948 (949 amino acids)
Biological process (GO): regulation of DNA-templated transcription
Molecular function (GO): RNA polymerase II cis-regulatory region sequence-specific DNA binding; DNA-binding transcription factor activity, RNA polymerase II-specific
Source: RefSeq, a predicted model, not a curated record
GGUGGAGGGGGGGAAAGAAGCGCAGUAACUGCACCUCACGGUCCACAUCUAAUAACUACUGCAACGCUGGUGACAGACUUUUACUUGACCGGUCCAAAAUGUCUGAACUCUUUAUGGAAUGUGAGGAAGAAGAGCUGGAGCCAUGGCAGAGAGCAGCUCCAGAGCAGUUGACUGAGGAGGAGGAGGAGGACGACGACGACGAGCCCAUCUUUGUUGGAGUAGUGUCGAAAAAGGACCACGAGAUUCCGCCUGUUGCUCCACCUCCUCCAAAGGACAAUGUGGUCAAGCAUGUGGUCAACUCUGCUCCUGUUCCUGUUGCUGCUCCUGCCCCUUCUCCUGCUCCUUCUGCUGCUGCGCCAGCCCUGGCCUCUUCUAUAAUGUUACCUUUGAAAAUAGCUGGAAAUGCCAUCAGUACUCCAACAGCCAAUCUCACGACACUGACUCCGCAGCCUGUUAUUGUUAAUAAUCAGGGCUUCAUCGUAACCCCGCAGUUAACCAGCAACAAUAACCUCAUUGCCACUCUUGGGAAACAGUAUCCUCCUGGGACCAAAUUUACCUUUGUACCAGCCGGUCAGCCGCGGCAGCUAUUCCAGCAGGUCACCCCAGUCACUACUGUACCCGGUGUUGUCCAUCGGCCUCAUGUGCAGCAGAUCCGAAACAACGUUGUGACAUUGGCUAAUGUGCAGAGCCCCACUGUGUAUUCACCCAAACAUCGUCUGCUGCAAGUCACCCACGCGCAGACCAUCCCCUUGCCUGUUCAGACUAACAGCUUAAACAGAGAGACAGUGAAGCGGGUGUUGAUACCUCAGCAAAUCGACAAAGCUGUGAAAAGAUUCAAAGCUGACAUCAGCCAAGCAAAUGCGACCAAACCAGUGGAAAAUGGUGAAGUGAAGAACAAAUGUCCACAUUGUAAAGAAGAAUUCCUUCAGCAGGAGGCAUUGAAUCAACAUAUGACUAGUUGCCGGGCUAGAGCGGAAAGUAGCGCUCCACUAGCCGAUGUCACGCAUAAACGCAUCAUGCUGGUGUCAGAUUUCUACUACGGCAGAUUUGAGGGAGAUUGUGUCAAGGCACCUGUGGAGAGGAGCAGCAUCACUUUCAAGUGUCAGUGUUGCUUGAAAGUUCUCAAGAGCAACAUCAGGUUCAUGAACCACGUGAAACACCACCUGGAGCUGGAGAAGCAGAACAAUGAGAGCUUAGAGAGCCACACAACUUGCCAGCAUUGCUACCGCAUGUACAUGACUCCAUUCCAGCUGCAGUGCCACAUUGAGAGCGCUCACAGCCCUAUCGAAUCCUCCACGAAUUGCAAGAUAUGUGAGCUAGCGUUUGAGUCAGAGCAAGUGCUCCUGGAGCACAUGAAAGACAACCAUAAGCCCGGGGAGAUGCCCUACGUCUGUCAGGUUUGCAAUUAUAGAUCCUCCUUUUUCUCAGACGUAGAGACACAUUUCCGAAGUGCCCAUGUAAACACAAAAGACCUGCUGUGUCCUUUUUGUCUCAGGAUUCUGAGAAAUAGUCAAAGGUACAUGCAACACUUCAUGAAACAUCAGAAAAAAGGCAUCCAUCGCUGUGGAAAAUGUCGACUGAAUUUCCUCACCUUCAAAGACAGAAUUGACCACAGGACUCAAGUCCACAAGACUUUCAGAAAGCCUUCAGUUCUGGAGGGCCUCCCUGCGGGGACAAAGGUUACCAUUCGAGCCUCGCUCAGUGGCAAGAUGGUCGCCACUUCGGGUUCGGUGGAUCGAUCUGCUAUAAUUUUCACUCCUGAAACGCUAAGCAACAGUGCAACCACCGGUUGGGCCAAAUCCAAAAGAAACACCUCUGAAGCAGGAAAGGCCAAGAUAAAUCAGAAGAAGAAAGGGCAUUCAACUACCAAUUGCAACCUGUCACUCAAAAGCAUAAGUGUGAAUGGAGGUUGCUACACCUGCAUUGAGUGCAACACCAAAAUUGAUGACUUCUUUUCCCACUUCCUGGUAUCCUCCGUUUGUGGCGCGUGCAAUUAUCGGACAAGUUGCAAAGUUGCCAUUGGAAACCACAUGAUAAGAUUUCAUAGCACGGUCAACAAGAGCAGAUUUUCCAAAGCGGAUCAGAGGAAACAUUCAUCUACAAUAAAAUUAACGCUGGUGUGUCUCAACUGUGACCUCCUGGUGGAUGCGUCAGGUGGUGACGUGAUGAGCAAACAUAUAAAUGACAGACCAAAUCACGUAUGCAAAGUCAUUGAGGAGAAAGGUGGCAAAGCCGAAACUGGAGUCCAGGACCAGAGUGAUGCUUUACGAAUGAAAAGGAAGGAACUACUCCCCAAGCUAAAGGAGGCACGGGAAAGGGGAGAAAUGGCGAUCCUGAGGCACGACAAACUGAUAUUCCUAACACCUGCAACAGCACACCAAAACAACACAGAAACAUCUGUUGACUCUUCAAAGCCAUGCACAGUUUUAAAAUCAUCACCGAUGGAAACAACGUUGCAAAUUGAAGAAAUGGAACAUUUGCCUCAAGUGAGUGUUGAACAACCACAAUCUGCACCAGUGUUGCCAGCAACUGUUGAAGAUUCUCCAGAAGAAAACGCGACACAGUCAGCAGUUGAAGAUUCUCCUGGUGAAAACGCGACACGGUCACCAGUUGAAGAUUCUCCAGGAGAAAAUGCAGCACAGUCAGUAGUUGAAGAUUCUCCAGGAGAAAACGCAGCACAGUCAGUGGUUGAAGAUUCUCCUGGUGAAAACGCGACACAGUCAGUGGUUGAAGAUUCUCCUGGUGAAAACGCGACACAGUCAGCGGUUGAAGAUUCUCCAGGAGAAAACGCAGCACAGUCAGUGGUUGAAGAUUCUCCUGAAGAAAACGCAACACAGUCCGGUUCCUCCCCUUCUCACGCGUUGGAUGGCGUUGAACAUGUUAAGCUAGUUGGAGACUCACAAAUGACGGAGGACUGUCACCCCGCCCCAGCCCACAACACGGACUGAGCGGAAAAUGGCGGAACAAACAAUGCCAAUCGCAAACUCUUUUUAUAUUUCUGAAACCUUUUAAGCAUUCCCCACAGAAGAAUGGCAGUUUUUGUCAUUGACUUGACCAUGAAUCACUCAAAACUUCCUGCCAAAGGCACAUUGUAGAUAUUAUAUCAUGAUAUUGGAUGCUGUUAACCUCUUAUUGUUAAAUUUUGAAACAAAAUCAUUGGAUCCCACCGGUGAGCGGCACGAUACAUUUGGUCCAUUGGCAUCUGUCCGGCACACUUUUUUUUUUUUUUUUUGUGUACAGAAACGGUUUUAUUUAAUAUGUAAACGUGUGUUUAUCACAGUACUUUAGAUGUGUACAAAUAUGGGCCGAAGGUUUUAUCAUAAUGGCAUUUGACCUGAAACGCAUGAAUAGAGGUGUCUUUAAACAGGCCACAAGAGGGCAUGAUAUACAAUACUUGAUACAAGGAUAGUCUACAGUCCCACCAGAAAGUAUUCACACCCCUUCAUGUUUUCCACAUUUUGCUGUUACAGACUUACUCAAAAGCUGAGUUAAGUAUAGUUUUAUAUUUAAAAAUCUACAUCAAAUAUCCCAUAAUGACAAAGUAAAAACAUUUUUAGGCAGUUGUAUAAAUUUAUAAAAAAUGUAAACGAUUCAAACACAAUAGGUACAUAAAUAUUCACACCCUUUGCUAUGACACUCAAACUUAAGCUCAGGUGCAUCUGAUUUCCACUGAUUACCCUUGAGAUGCUUCUCCAACUUGAAUGGAGGCCACCUGUGGUAAAUUCAGUUGAUUGAACAUCAUUUGGAAUGGCACACACCUGUCUGUAUAAGGUCUCAUAGUUGGCAGUGCAUAUCAGAGCAGAAACCAAGUAAUGGAGUCUAAGGAAUUGUCUACAGACCUCUGAGACAGGAUUGUGUCAAGGCACUAAUCUGGGGAAGGAUACAAAAUAAUUUCAGCAGCAUUGAAGGUCACGAAAAGCCCUGUGGUCUUGAUUAUUCGGAAAUGGAAGAGGUUUAGAACCACCAGGACCCUUCGUCGAUCUGGCCGUCCAACCAAGCUGAGUAAUUGUGGAAGAAGAGGUCACAGAGGUGAACAAGAACCCUAUGGUGAACAAGAACCCUAUUGUCACUAAGGCUGAGCUCCAGUGUUUCCCUGCAGAGAUAGAAGGUCCAGAAGGUCAACCAUUGCUAAUGCACUCCACAAAUCAAGCCUUUAUGGUAGAGUGGCCAGACAGAAGCCACUUCUCACAUGGUAGCCCGCUUGGAGUUUGCCAAAAGGCACUUUAAGGAUUCUCAGACCUGCAGAAACAAAAUUCUCUGGUCUGAUGAAACCAAAAUAUAACUUUUUGGCCUGAAUUGCAAGAGUCAUAUCUGGAGCAGAAGCACUGCUCAUCACCUGGCUAGCACAAUCCUUACUGUGAAGCGUGGUGGUGGCAGCAUCAUGCUGUUGUUCUGCUGCAGGAACUGGGUGACUAGUUUGCAUGGAGCGUAAGAUGAAAUUCUUCAAGAGAACUUGCACCAGAGUACUCUGGAACUCAGAGUAGGGCAUCGAUUCACCUUCCAACACGACCAUGACCCAAAGCACACAGUCAAGAUAACAAAAGAGAAGCUUCAGGAUCAGCCUGUAAAUGUCCUCGAGUGGCCCAGCCAGAGUCCGGACUUGAAUCCAAUCGAACAUCUCUGUAAAGCCCUAAAAAUGGCUGUCCACCGACACUUCCCAUCCAACCUCACUUGCCUUGAGAGGAUCUGCAGACGAAUGGGAGAAAAUGCCCCAAAGUUCGUACAGACAUACCCAAGAAGACUUGAGGCUGUGAUUGCUGCCACAUGUGCUUCAACAAAAUAUUAAGCCAAGGUAAAUGUUUUUACUCUGUCAUGAGAUUUUAUAAAGAAAAGAAAACUAUUGCUUUAGAAUAAGUCUGUAACAUAGCAAAAUGUGGAAAAAGUGAAGGGGUCUGAAUACUUUCUGGUGGCACUGUAUCUAGUCAAGAAAUUCACAUUGGCCAGAAGAUUAGAGGUUUUGUCUUUUAACCAAACAUUUGCACAGAUGUUGAAUCUGUACGGUCGGUUGUAGUUCUUUUCCGACCCUCUGGGGGGAAAAAAAAUAAUAAUAAUCAAAAUUUUAAAUAUUGAAAGAUCUUAACUCCAGAUGUGUGUUAAUUUUAAUGAACAAUCCUGGUGCACAUCCUCAUAGAAAGGGUUACUAUUUUUAGUAUUUAAUUUUUUUUUUUUUUUUUCCUACCCCCUUACCUUGAGGGUUAUAAGCGGUGUGGAGUAGUCCAGAUCAUGUUGUGAACAAAAAGCCUUCCGUUUACACUUGUGAUAUGUUAUACAUUUAUUCCCAGAUGACAUUAUUUGUUUUAUAAAAAAAAAAAAAAAAAAAACAGGUGGGGUAAGUUGAGGCUUUUCAUGGCUGCUGUUUAUCUUAAUCUUCACUGGACUUUUUGGAAUGUAAUUGAAGAAUUUAGUCAUACAUUCUCAUUUUGUCAUUUGUAAUUUCUUUGGUAGGACCCCCACAUUCAGUGGAAAUGUCCACACACCCCUGUUCAAAGGCCAAGUUUUUGUGAUGUAAAAAAAUUAGACCAAGAUAAAUAAUUUUAAAAUGUUGUCCACCUUUUAAUGUCGCUUAUAGCCUCUAAUUGAAAACACUCUCUUAAAAGGGUAAACUUUUCCAUCCAUACAUUCUGCUUCCGCUUAUCUAGUGUUGGGUCACGGUACCCUUGACUUCCUCUCUCCCCAGCCGCUUCAUCCAGCUCUUCUGGGGGAGAUCCAGAGGUGUUCCCAGGCCAGCCAGGAGACACUAACUCCAGCCUGUCCUGGGCCUCCCCCCAAAGGGCCGUGCCCGAAACACCUCACCAGAAGGCCGCCUAGCCAGAUGCCCGAGCCACAUCAUCUGGUUUGUCUUGAUGCGCAGGAGCAGUGGCUUCACUCUGAUCCCCUCCAGGAUGACCGAGCCCAGACACCAUGCAGAGGAAACUCAUUUUGGCUUGUAUAUAAGUGAAGUUGGGAACAUGGACCAACAGAUAAGUCGAAGAUGGAGCCAAAGCUAUUGCUUAUUAUUGUACUCCUGUACUCAACAGCGGCCGUGCGUUUGGUACCUGGCCCUAUGGAAAGCUCUUGCAACAAUUUGAAGUGGCAGCUGGUCAAUAAGGGUAGUCGGGGCGCCGCCCUACCGGUCAGCAGGGUCACUACCAUGAAUAAGAAAAGUUAAAUAAAAUUUAAUAUUAUAAUAAAAAUAUUACAAAUGAUACGUAUAUGUAGUUUCAGUUGAGUAUGAUAAAUUGUAUACAGCUAAUGAAGAGUAAAAAGAAUUCGUUAAUUGCUUGUCUCGUUUUCUGACGUAAUUUCCUGUUUA